GCCGCCAUGGGAGUGCAGGUGGAGACCAUCUCUCCUAGAGACGGGCGCACCUUCCCGAAGCGCGGCCAGACCUGCGUGGUGCACUACACGGGUAUGCUUGAAAAUGGAAAGAAAUUUGAUUCCUCUCGGGACAGAAACAAGCCUUUUAAGUUUAUGCUAGGCAAGCAGGAGGUGAUCCGAGGCUGGGAAGAAGGGGUAGCCCAGAUGAGUGUCGGUCAGAGAGCCAAACUGACAAUCUCCCCAAAUUAUGCCUAUGGGCACCCAGGCAUCAUCCCACCACAUGCCACUUUGGUCUUUGUGUGGAGCUUCUAA
Chionomys nivalis (European snow vole) is the source of this 312-nucleotide messenger RNA. Its product is annotated as peptidyl-prolyl cis-trans isomerase FKBP1A-like. The transcript has a single exon. NCBI's taxonomy places the organism in Eukaryota, Metazoa, Chordata, Mammalia, Rodentia, Cricetidae. The record is from RefSeq and is a predicted model, not a curated record. Gene Ontology annotation, molecular function: peptidyl-prolyl cis-trans isomerase activity. Bases 7 to 312 code for a protein of 101 amino acids.